CUACGCCACCUUCACCUGUCGAGUGCACAGGACACACACACACACAAAUGAAAGUCAUUCAGGCCGACGUUCAGCCAUCUGUGCUGUGGUGUGUGUGGCUGUGUACCUCCACUGCCGUCAUCCAUAUCGUCACCCUCAUCGUCACCAUCACAUCGGAAUCUGCAGACCACUCUCAGGGAGAGAGACACCAGGCACGUCAUCUAUCUAUCCAUCCAUCCAUGUGUGUGUGUUCGUACCAUCGUCACUGUUUUCAUCCCCCUGCUGCUGCUGCUGCUGCUGCUGCUGUACCUGUCCGUCGAACACGAAUGGCGCCACUGCCCCCAACGCCACACGAGCCAGCUGAGUGGUCAUGGGGUAGCGGUGCUUGAAAAAACCAACCCCAGUCACAGCCGCCUCAAUGGUCACGACAUGCACACUCACUGCGCACCAGGGGAAGGAGAAUACGUGACAUCUGACAUGCAGGGCUUCCUCUCUGUCACACUGACCGUCGUUAUUUCCUGACACGCUGAUGUGAAUCCAUGCGACGAAUGAGUGGCUGCCGUCUGUGAGCACCAGCCGUCGCAGACGACCGUUUUGGCUCAUUGUGGUGGUGCAUCCGGCCACCGGUGUGUAGGGCGACCGAGUCAGCAGGCCAUCUAGACGGCCGCCAUCAACGUACCUGAACCAACCACAGGCACAAUCAAUAGCACUCCCUCUUGCCACUGGUGCCCUUAGUUUUAUUACCUGUUGAGUCUUAUCAAUGUGUAGUUGGUCUGCUGGGUCUUGUCGAAGUAGUCGACGAUCAUGAACUUGGCAAACGACGACACUGACGAAUCGGUGUACUGGCCACCCAGCAACAACCAUCGGCUAUGGACGAACGUGUAGUAGAUGCUCUCACGCACCGGUGGGUCGUGUAGCUGUCGGUGCUGCCAAUACAGGUGGCCGGCAGGGAGGGGUGGGUCAACCUCCAGCCGGAAGCCGGGCUCGUCCUUGAUGGCCCGCACCUCAUUGCCGUGCUGGAACAGCUGCAGACAGCUGCCAUCACUGAAGUGGACGUGGCUGCCGACCAUCUUAAGCUGCGCCAACACACGGGGAGCCGAAGCAUACGCCUACACACACAACCACACAGACACAGAGAGAGAAUGAGGCCCUCUCCCUCCCCUCCCCGCCCCUCUGUUUGCUGGCUCACCGUCUUGUUUGCGUGUGCGUUGAUGUCAUCGGCUGUGAGGAUGACAGGCAGGUCACAGCAGCCGCACUGGCCCGCCAGCUCAAUCACCUCGCCGAUCUCCACCCAUGGCCCCUCCUCCAUCACACACACAGCCGCCAGCAGAUCAUGUGUGCCGAGCUGGUCGUCGUCGAACCGCAGCAGCUGCACUUGCUGCCCAUUCACCGCCCGCCGCAGCCCCGCCUGUGAGCCCAGCGAGUGGCGGAGCCGAUCUCUCAGCUGGGCCGCUCCGAAGAGAUCUCUGAGCCACGUGCAGGUGGCCUUCAGCCGCAGGAUGUCCUUGAUGCUGCUGAAGAGGUAGAAGGUGCGGCGGCCGACGAAGAUAUACGAGAAGGGGUGCUGCUGCUGCUGCUCUGGUUGCUGCAU
Molecule: messenger RNA, 1570 nt
Organism: Vitrella brassicaformis
Lineage: Eukaryota; Vitrellaceae
Source: the annotation of a GenBank genome assembly